Molecule: messenger RNA, 453 nt
Organism: Fusarium verticillioides 7600
Lineage: Eukaryota; Fungi; Ascomycota; Sordariomycetes; Hypocreales; Nectriaceae
Exons: 3
Coding region: 1-453 (150 amino acids)
Source: RefSeq, a predicted model, not a curated record
AUGCUACCUUGUCUAGAUGAGUUCGCCGAGCCCAUGAUAUGGUCUCAAGUUGAAUUGGCCUCUCUCAUCGUCAUUCAAAAGGUCCCCUGGCUCAACCAUGCCUUGGGACUCUCGAGUAACCGAAGAAGUUCGAACAACUACUACAGAUGGAGGAGUUCCAAGAAGACAGGAGGAUCUAUCCCGCUCAAAAGCUACAGGCAGAACCAUAAGUAUGGCUACCUACCGAGCAAGUCAAAAGGCAACGCCGCAUAUGGAUUGACAAGUCAAGCUAUUGGCGGCGCACAUACCAAGAAUGAGAGCACGGAGGAUAUCUUCCCACACAAAAUCGACGGCAAUAGUGCUAUUUUGGUUACUCAUGAGAUGACUCGAGAUGUCGAAUCACAUAAUUCCUCGGCCGAACCUUCAAUAUCACAUGUCUAUGACUGCGAAAAAGAGCAUAGUAGGGGAACAUGA